AUGGAGGUCUGUGUGAGGGUGGACUCGGAGCAAGUGUGGUACCAGGAGGCAAGACGGGAGGUUCCUGCUCGAGUGGCUUGGAUGACAGUGAGAGAAGCCAAGAGAAUAGUAACAGCGCCACAAGGUACUGAGCACAGCUGUGCAGCGCAGUGCUCACACUUCACAGUCUCACAGCACCUGGAAAUAGCCACACUCAUUGCCCCGCUCUGCAGAGGAGAAGGCUCAGUGUUGGAGAAACUGGAAUGUGUGCGCCUUAUCAGGAGGGGUCAGGGAUGGAGCCGGCUAUGCAGCUCCGGGGCGGGACGCGUCCACACGCGGGCCUCUGUGCUCGCUGCACCGGGCAUUGCCCUGUGUGGUGUUCCCUGUGAGCAGGUUCCCACUGUGGAGCUGCACCUCCUGGAGGCAGGACAGUCUUUCCAUGCCUGGGCCGCUGGAGGCUCACACCCUGAGCUGAAUCACAUCUUCACCAGGAGAACUGCCUGCGAUGCCGGAGGGGCAGGUCCGUGUGCUCCGCGGCUGAAGCCAUCUCCCGGGCCGCGGCUACCAGGUGUACUGGACCGGAAGGUGGCGGUCGUGGUCUGUGAGGUCAUCUACACUUCUGGCAAUUUCUACAGAAACAAGCUGAGGUGCCUGGCCUUCCUCCACAAGCAGAUGAACACCAACCCUUCCCGCAGCCCCACCGCUUCCGAGCUGACGGGAGGAGGCAUGUGCCCCACAGGACCAAGCGGCCACGCCGCCCAGGACCGCCUCCAGGCAUCAAUGGGACCCGCACCCGGAUAAGAGAAAUCCGAUGUGGUCCCUGCCUCCCGGAGGUCGUGCG
Messenger RNA from Myotis lucifugus (little brown bat), 820 nucleotides. RefSeq lists its product as uncharacterized. Gene Ontology annotation, molecular function: structural constituent of ribosome. The record is from RefSeq and is a predicted model, not a curated record. Lineage: Eukaryota; Metazoa; Chordata; Mammalia; Chiroptera; Vespertilionidae. Bases 1 to 780 code for a protein of 259 amino acids. The transcript is spliced from 3 exons. Gene Ontology annotation, biological process: translation. Gene Ontology annotation, cellular component: ribosome.